Solenopsis invicta (red fire ant) is the source of this 2153-nucleotide messenger RNA. Its product is annotated as mitochondrial import inner membrane translocase subunit Tim22. The record is from RefSeq and is a predicted model, not a curated record. Gene Ontology annotation, molecular function: transmembrane protein transporter activity. Bases 227 to 808 code for a protein of 193 amino acids. The transcript has 5 exons. Lineage: Eukaryota; Metazoa; Arthropoda; Insecta; Hymenoptera; Formicidae. Gene Ontology annotation, biological process: protein insertion into mitochondrial inner membrane. Gene Ontology annotation, cellular component: TIM22 mitochondrial import inner membrane insertion complex.
UAUUAGUUGCCUCUAUCUUCAGAACGGACUGUCCGGAGUCCUUCGGCGAAUUUAGGUUAGGAAGCAUGGUAGGCACGCUGUCUGCAACCGGUUGUAGUCUUAUUCCGCUAUGAAUCCGACUUGAUACGAUGAAAUGAGUCUUCCAGUAAGCAAGUAUUUGGAAAUCGUCGUGACGUGAUGUGACGCGAGACACGUUUUCGUCCAAAUCCGUGGCGAAUAUUUUAAAAUGUAUCCUACCGAUCUGACGAAAACGAUUUCACCGUCGGCUACCGACAAAGGAGUGUUUCUGAGCGACACCGAGCUCGAUAAGAUCGCUCUAUUCCUCGUUGGAAACCAGCAACGCUUUAGAGAAAACAUUAUAAUCCCUACGAUGAUGGGGCCCGUGCAAAUAAAGACCAUCGAGGAGAAGAGGAUAGAGAGGAUGAUGGAAAGCUGUGUAUUUAAGAGCAUUAUGAGUUGUGUUAUUGGAUAUGGUUUGGGAGCAGCCAUUGGACUGUUCUCCUCCAGUGUGAAUCCCAACGUAGCGAGCGUAGAGAAACAACAGAGCGCGCGAGAAAUAUUCAGGGAGAUGAAAACCACGACUCUCAGUUAUGCGAAAAACUUCGCGGUUGUUGGAUGUAUAUUCUCUGGCAUUGAGUGCACAAUAGAAUCGUAUAGAGGUAAAACCGAUUGGAAAAACGGCACAUACGCAGGCGGUUUAACAGGCGGACUAAUUGGCUUAAGAGCUGGAAUAAAAGCGGGUAUAGUCGGUGCCGCAGGCUUCGCGGCAUUCUCAACGGCGAUAGAUUAUUAUAUGCAUAAAUCUUAGACUGCGUAGCAGAGAUUGUUAAAAGAUAUAUAUUUGUAUAAAAGAGAUAUAAAAAUCUAUGUAAUUACGUAUCUAUACAAUUCCUGUAUAAAAACAUGGAAAUGUUUCUGUUGUAAAUAUGCUCGUAAAACUAAUAUCGUGUGUCUGAAUUAAAAGCGUAAAAUAUAUUGCCUUUUUUUAAUUAAUUACCUAAUAGUCAUUCAAUUUCACGUUAAUAUACGAAAUUCUUUUUCUUACGUGUAAUUCUUAUAUGUAAUCACAUUUCAUAUGUUUCGUUGUAUUGCACGAAACGAUUCUCAUAAGGAGAUAUUCGUAUGUGAUAUACACGUAAAGAGUUUCUAAGUCCGUUGUCACAUUUAUCUUAAACAUUACGUUUUUACUUUGAUCAUGUAUGACGAAUAUAUAAUACUUAUGAAUAUUCAGGAAUACAUUUAUCGUUUAUAUGUUUCGUGGACUCGUAUAUACGUGAAGGAGACCUAGAAAAAAAAAAGUUACGAACGGCCAAUUUCAAGGAAAAAAAAUGUUAUAAAUAUAUCUAAAAUUAACUUUGGAUUGUUCUCUAUCUUUUAAAAAGUGUUUGGAACAUUCGUACUUCUUUGCUUCUAGGUCCUAGCUUAAUAUUAACAAUUAAAUGAUACACUGUAUUAAAUGAUACGAUUGCUUUGAAAUAGUCUGGCGUAAUCAUUCAGAUCUUUUUAUCCGAGGAUUGUGUCAGCUUUUUAAAGUUUUUAUACAUCUGUCUUACAUAAAUUCAAUAAGACAUUCUUCAUUCACUAUCGAUCAAAUUUUAUCGAUAACUUAUGAAUGUAUGGCUCAAUUAUGGAAAUCUUUUUGUUUUAAUGCAAUUGAAGCGUUUAUGACAAAUUGUUUGCAUAUUUAUAUAUGGAAAAGUUUUGAAUUUUUUUACGCAUGUUAAUAUUCGUACUGUGAUAGUGAAAUAGAUAAAAGUUGCAAGGCACUUUCUCUUUACAUUUCUUUUCCGCGUGUUACAUUCUAUUGUACAAUAAUUGUCAUUUGAGGUAAAACUCCUAUUUAUUACGUCAUGUGUAUAAGAUAUCUAUUUUCUUUUGAUAAAGAGUGCUGCAUAUACAGCGGAGAUCUACAUAAAAGUUCUUUUGAAAUGUAAAGUUAUUAGGCAUUAGCUUAUAUGAGAUACUUGUAUUCUCAAUCUUGAUUCAUUCGUCUCGCGUUUUACUUAUGCAAUAAAAUCUUAUUUAAAUGCUUAUCUAUAUUCAAAUGCAUGAUCCGAGUAAAACGUUAAGCAGUUUAUCAAUAAUUAAGACAGAAAUCACAUGGAAAAGUGAUAAAUUGAAGACAAAUGCUUUUCUUAAAAAAAAAAAAAAAA